CGAUCAAGCAGAAAGUACCGAACGAAUGCUGCCUACGAAACUCGUAUGUUGUGCCACACGACGGUAGGGCGUGUGUUUGUGCAAAAACUGUACGAUUCCUUCGUCCCGUCUCUCAAGAAGCUGUUACCAGAUGAGCUAAAACCCUUUGGAAAACACGUUUCGAAGCGGUUUCGAUCGUCCCAGCGCCGGAAGGAUGGAUUUCAUCAAAAGUGUUCUUCCCCCGCUGCCGAAGCUCCCGAAGCUGAAGAAGAUUCGCAACUGGAACGGUGGCUCACUGCUGAGCCUGAACCAGUUCCCGUCGCUGCCGCCUUCGUUCGGGCUUGGCAGCUUCAUGCACUCCGGUGCGGUGCCGCCGCCAGCACCGAAUCCGCAAUGCAUCCAGCCGGCGAUUUCGGGCGGGGCCGGGGGAAGCCAGGAAGGAAGGCCACCGGCGCACCGGAACGCACCGCACCAUUACCGGCAGCAUCAGCAUCAUCGGCGCAAUCCCUCGGAUAUUUGUAUCAUCUCGACGGCGGCGGUGAGCAACCAGUCCCCGGCCGAGUUCAGCCGGCGGGACAACUUCGGACUGUACGCACUCAAGUGCGAUCGAAGCGCGGCCAAGCGGGGCAUCCUGCUGAACCUGCCGCGCAAACUCACGCAGGCCGUGGUCGGUGAGGCCGUGGGCACCGGUUCCAUCAGUGGGCCGCCGUCGUCCGACCAGUUGGUGCACGAGAAGUUUUCCCCUUGCAAACGUCCCACGGCGCUUGAUGGGCAGCCGGAGCAGGGGGCUUCCAUUAGGCCGCCCCCAAGACGAAGGAAACGUUCGACGCCACCGCAAGCCCGCAACGGGUCGGAGCGGUUGUCGGAGCGAUCGUCGGAGCUGGGUCGGUGGGAAAAGAAUAAUAGCGAGCUAUUCCGCAUAGUGGAGCGCGAAUCGGCGAGCGCGGCCCGGGCCCGCUCGGCCGGCGGGGUGGGGCUAGGCGGAUGGGCCAGGAAGCCGGAAGUGCCCGUUCCGGAUCGAACCACCGGCUUCCCGCCGGCUCCACUCAAAACACGCUCGGUAGAUAACCUGCUGGCCAUUCGGUACCAUCGACGGGCGCGCCACGAUCCGCGAGAGCAGCACCCGAGGUCGGAAAGUGACAGCGAAUCGGACGCACAUCAGGUGCGCUCGCUGCGUAUCCAUCCCCCGGCGUAUCCUCGGCGAUCGCCACGAAGCGCGAAGAAAAAGUCACCUCAAGACGGGCCCCCGAUCGCUUCCCAUCGGCGUCAGGCAUCGGGUGGUGACCUCCGGCAACCGGUCGGGCAGCGUGCAAACGGCCAGCCGACACCAUCCUCGUCCUCGGCAGCCGCCAUCAUGCACUUUAAGCUGCAACGUGCGUCCGAUUUCUCCAUCGAGAACAACUCCGACGAGAUCGAGGUUCGCUUUCGGAGCAAUAAUGUGUGCUGCGAAGAGGAGGCGAUGGUGGAACCCCCGGCCUCGGUUGUUCCUGUCCCCGAGCGGCAUCCCCUCCCGCCCCGUGUCGCCCAGCUGCGCCGUGGAAAUUCACGUUCAAGUGCGCCCGGUAUGGGUGGACGCACUGUAAAACCCCAAGCUGUUGUCGAGCGAACGAAUGGACCGUCCGUGCCCAGAUCCGAAAAGGCAACCGACGUUCCGAGCGACAAGUUUGUCCCGUUGGCGGAGGUGUUGCGCAAAUCGAUCGACUGCGGUGAGCUAAAACGCAAAUGGAUCAAUGAGUUCCUCAAGGAGGCUGAAGCCGGAGAACGAGCGACCGAGCCCGAUAUUUCAUCCCGCACCGGCGAGCUUCAGGAGGAGGUCGAACGCCGCAGCAUCCGACACCGGAUUGAGCCACCGUUGCAAAGCCACCAGGAUGAUGAUUCGGCUGGCAGUGUCGAUAUCUUCCGACGGCCAACGUGCGACUUCGAAGAGUUUGACGAGCUGUUCUCGGGAGGCCAGAAGCACCCGGAGCCGGAUAAUGGCCCGAGAAAGUCCGUCAAGCUGAGUGAGCAAAUCACGUACAUUGAUCGCAGCAGCACCACCAGCAACCUCUGCUUUUCGUCGUCCUCGUUUUCGUGCGCCAGCAUCGAUCUGGGCACUGGUGAGACUAAAACUUCGAUUCCGGUACCACCACCGCCACCACCUCCACCACCGUUACCAGCAGCCAAAAGCACGGCAGUCACAAUUACUUUGUCCGAGCAAAAGGCCGGUGCCGGAAAGCGCAAGGGCAGGAGCUCUAGCGGAUCCAGCUGCAAGAGUACGGUUAUUAUACAGGACUACAGCAGCAAGCAACUGCAGCGGGUGCGCUACCUAUCCUCGCCGUCUCCUUCACGCAGUUCCACGACCAUACCUCCUCCCGAGGAGAUGGGCACCGGGGACAUACAACGAACUGUUGACGGCACAGUGCUUCCCUUCAACUUAAUACAAACAGCCCGUGCUUACGAUGCAAAUGAUGUGUUUUAUCCUGCUUCAUGUGACCAGGCGGAUAUGUUCACUAGCACUCCACGGCAUUUAACUGCCACCGAACCGAACGGCCUACACCAAAUCACAGACCUUGACCUUGUUGGUCCAAGGCCGGCAACGAAAACAACAGCUGCCACUGUUGAUGCUGUCAAACUGUCUUCAGUGCAACCAGCUGGUUCCGCAGGGUCACCUAUACAGCACUCACCGGAACGAAGCAGCCCUGCACCAGACGGAUACAGUGCUGGACGGUUUAUCAACCCUAGAUUCGAGCAUAUCCCAUAUAAUCAACCAAAUAUCAAUAGCUGCUGUACCGAUACACACCUUAGAAACGCGACGUCUAUAACAACAAGUGCUACUGUGGCUGUAUCCAGCGAUUAUACUACAAUUAGCCAAACUAAUCAACCAGCUAUAAGUAACAACCCGAACAGGGUAUUCAUCAUUGGCGAAGCGUUCCAAAACGGCAACGGUCUCGCAUACCAUCGCGAGCUUACCUAUCGUUCCUCUAACCUGCCCGCGUACUACCAAUCGUUACCGGCGGUGCCAAACCUUAGGCCAACGGAAUAUUCACCGCAGAGCACUGCCGAGCGGCAACCAAGCGGCCACAACGGGUCCGAUGGUACUUCCAGACGCCACCCUCCGAUGAUUGCAUCGGCAGCAGACAUCCGAGCAUUACAGCAACCAGCUUCUGGCGCGGGUGGCGUUACGAGCCCGUUUAGUGUUAUACCGGACUACGAUGAGUAUUACAACGAAGAAGGAGUCAUUAUUAUCUAAACCCCAUAAGAAGUAACCAAAAUUUCAAACACUCCGCUCUACUACCAAAAACAUUCUCCCAAUUCAAUUGUGUAAUGGACCGACGCCUUACAAAAACGCUUGUGAAAUACCGACACCCAAAUGGGAUCUAUUGAG
Molecule: messenger RNA, 3343 nt
Organism: Anopheles coustani
Lineage: Eukaryota; Metazoa; Arthropoda; Insecta; Diptera; Culicidae
Exons: 3
Coding region: 194-3208 (1004 amino acids)
Source: RefSeq, a predicted model, not a curated record